AUGGUGAACCAUGACUUGAUGUUUGGACAGAAUCACAGUGUAUCUCUUAGUCAGAACCAGAUUAGCCAUAAUCAUAAUGUGGCUAUUGCUCAAAACCAUGGCUUGGAGGUGGGCCAAACUCAUGACCAUGAAGCAGGUUUGGGGCAGAACCAUGAUAGUGAGGGCAAUGAUGAUCAUGAAUAUGAACACGAGAGUGGGGUAAUGUUGGAGCAGAAGCCUGAAGAUGAUGUCCAUGAUGCGCCUUUACCUACAGAGAGCAAUGAGUUAGAUAUGUCCGAACACAAUGAAUUGGUUGUAUCUGGGAACCAGGACCUUGAUGAGAAUAUGGAAUUAGCUGUGAUCCAGCAGGACUUGGGUAUUGAAUCGAUGCAUGAUAUGAGUGUUCAGCAGGGUCCUCUAGUAGUUACUCCCAAUCAUGUUCUUCAGGCACGUACUCUUGCUGUGAACCCUAAUUACGAGCUUCAUGUGGGACAAGAAUUUCCUGAUGUCAAAGCCUGUCGAAGGGCUUUGAGGGACACUGCUAUUGCCCUUCACUUUGAAAUGCAAACCAUAAAAUCGGAUAAAACUCGCUUUACUGCUAAAUGUGCCAAUGAGGGAUGCCCCUGGCGCAUUCACGCUGCGAAGCUUCCCGGUAUGCCCACUUUCACAAUCAGGACCAUCAAUGACAACCAUACAUGUGGUGGAAUCGCUCAUCUUGGCCAUCAGCAAGCCUCAGUUCAGUGGGUUGCCAAUUCUGUAGAGCAACGGCUUCUUGAAAACCCCAAUUGCAAGCCUAAAGAGAUCUUGGAGGAAAUUCAUCGAGUUCAUGAAGCCUCGGGUCUUCCAAUAAUUCAGAUGAUGGAAUGCAUUAGAAGGCAGCUCAUGACUUGGUUCAAUGAACGUCGUGAGACUAGCAUACAGUGGACUUCUAUUCUUGUGCCUACUGCUGAGAGGCGUGUCACGGAGGCUCUUGAGCGCGCACGUACCUACCAGGUUCUUCGUGCCAAUGAAGCUGAAUUUGAGGUAAUAUCUCACGAGGGGACAAACAUUGUUGAUAUCCGAAAUCGCUGCUGUCUCUGUCGGGGAUGGCAGUUGUACGGUUUACCCUGUGCACAUGCAGUGGCAGCUCUACUUUCGUGCAGGCAGAAUGUCCAUCGAUUCACUGAGAGCUGUUUUACUGUUGCUACGUAUCGGAAGACAUACUCACAAACCAUACACCCGAUUCCAGAUAAAACAUUAUGGAAGGAGUUAGCUGAGGGAGAUCCAAAUGCUAGCAAAGCUGCCAAUAUUGUUGUUAAUCCACCUAAAUCUCUGCGUCCACCUGGCCGACCAAGGAAGAAGCGACAUCAGUUGGUGCGUUUUGCUCCACCUUCGUCAAUAAAGUUGUGGCUAAAAACACUAGCAGUAAAUUGGACAGUCGCAAAAAGUACCAAUAACUAUUCAGAUUUGUAUCGUCUAAUCCGAUCUAAUACUGCAAAGAUUAACAAGUUGAGGUGCAUGGAGAAUAGUUUCUACUACUGA
Messenger RNA from Fraxinus pennsylvanica, 1500 nucleotides. Lineage: Eukaryota; Viridiplantae; Streptophyta; Magnoliopsida; Lamiales; Oleaceae. The record is from the annotation of a GenBank genome assembly.